AUGGUGCUGGUGCUGGUGCUGUGGGUGUGCCUGGCACUGGGCACCACCAGCGGGGAGAGCCCAGCACCUGAGCCCCUGUCAGGCGGCCAGCCCUUUGCCGUGGUGUGGAACGUCCCCACUGGGCGCUGCCAGUGCCGCUUCGGUGUGGCGCUGCCUCUCAGUGACUAUGGCAUCGUGGAGAACCAGGACGGCUGCUUCAUGGGCCAGAACAUCACCAUCUUCUACAAGAACAAGUUUGGGCUGUACCCCUACCUGUCACGGCAGGGUGUCCCCCACAAUGGGGGCAUCCCCCAGCGUGUCCCCCUUGGCUCCCACUUCGCCAGGGUGGCUGAGGACAUCCGCCUCCUCCUGCGCCCUGCUUUCCAUGGCUUGGCCGUGGUGGACUGGGAGGAGUGGAGGCCCCUCUGGGCCCAAAAUUGGGGGACCAAAAAGAUAUACCGGGCAGCCUCGAAGCAGUGGGUGCAGGACCGGCAUGGCACCCUGCCGGCACGGCGGCUGCUCCGGCUGGCCCAGCAGGAGUUUGAGCAGGCGGCACAGGCUCUGAUGGAAGAGACGCUUCUGCUGGGCCAGACCCUGCGCCCAAGAGGGCUUUGGGGUUUCUACCGCUUCCCUGACUGCCUCAAUGGAAACUGGGCCAAGGUGGCCAACUACACCGGGCAGUGCCAGCCGGCAGAGGUGCAGCGCAACAACCGGCUGGGCUGGCUCUGGGCUGCCUCUUCGGCCCUCUACCCCAGCAUCUACCUGCCACCGGCACUGCCACCUGCCCUGCGCCACCGCUACGUCCACCACCGGCUGCGUGAGGCCCUGCGCGUGGCCGCCUUCGGGGCCCACGGCCUCCUGCCCGUGAUCGCCUAUUCCCGCCUCUCCUUCCGCCGCUCACCCCAGUUCCUGGAGCUGGCUGACCUGGUGCACACCAUUGGGGAGAGUGCAGCGCUGGGAGCAGCUGGACUUGUGCUCUGGGGAGACAUGUCCUAUUCCCGCUCAGCUGAGAGCUGUGCCAGCCUGCGCCACUACCUCGUGUCCACCCUGGGCCCCUACGUGGCCAAUGUGACGGCGGCAGCCCGAGAGUGCAGCUACAGGCAGUGCCACGGACACGGGCGCUGCAUGCGCCGGCAGCCCCAUGACCUGGGCAGCCUCCUGCACCUCGGACCCAGUGCCAGCCCGCCGGCUGCCUUCCGCUGCCACUGCUACCGUGGCUGGGCAGGUGAACGCUGUGCGCAGCGGGUUCGGCCUGGCCCUGCCACCUCCUGCCUGGUGCCCACCCACACUCACAGCCUUUAUGGGCAUAAGGACCUCCUGCCCUCCAAUACCUGCCCACCACAGGGCACGUGGGGCUGGUGACCCGGGCUGGGGACCACCACGGUCCCCUACCCUGGCAGCACUGCUGCUGGCACUUCUUAACGGUCUCAUUAACUUAAAUAAAUCCUCCUGGCAGA
Molecule: messenger RNA, 1436 nt
Organism: Pseudopipra pipra
Lineage: Eukaryota; Metazoa; Chordata; Aves; Passeriformes; Pipridae
Gene: HYAL3
Product: hyaluronidase 3
Exons: 3
Coding region: 1-1341 (446 amino acids)
Biological process (GO): hyaluronan catabolic process; carbohydrate metabolic process
Cellular component (GO): acrosomal vesicle
Molecular function (GO): hyalurononglucosaminidase activity
Source: RefSeq, a predicted model, not a curated record